This is a messenger RNA of Liolophura sinensis, 2413 nucleotides long. Its product is annotated as glucose-6-phosphate exchanger SLC37A4-like. The transcript is spliced from 9 exons. Gene Ontology annotation, biological process: phosphate ion transmembrane transport; glucose-6-phosphate transport. NCBI's taxonomy places the organism in Eukaryota, Metazoa, Mollusca, Polyplacophora, Chitonida, Chitonidae. The coding region runs from base 44 to 1330 and encodes 428 amino acids. Gene Ontology annotation, molecular function: glucose 6-phosphate:phosphate antiporter activity. The record is from RefSeq and is a predicted model, not a curated record. Gene Ontology annotation, cellular component: endoplasmic reticulum membrane.
CUGAGCAAGGGAUUUGAUAAAUUACGUGUACGUCCAAAAGAAUAUGACGGAAAAUGUCUAUCUUCAAAGACAAAUCGUCAUAUUUGGAUGUUUAUAUAUCGGCUACUUUCUUUACAUUUGUACACGAAAAUCAUUUAGCUUUACCACAGCCGUCAUAUCAGAAGAGGAAGGACUGGCGAAGAGUGACUUAGGACUGAUUGCCAGCAGUCAAGCAAUUGCAUACACCUUAGGGAAGUUCCUGAGUGGCUUACUGGUGGACAGGGUCAGCCCUAAACUGCUGUUUUCUCUGGGACUUCUACUCUGUGGUUUAUCCACGCUAACAUUUACAGUUUGUCACAGUGUCUGGUUUUUUGGUUUACUCUGGUUUAUCAAUGGCCUAAGCAAUGGCCCUGGUUGGCCUGCCUGUGCUAAAUUCAUGAAGAGAUGGUAUCCUGCUGGUCAGCUGGGAACACUAUGGAGUGGCCUGUCCACCUCUAUGAACGUAGCUGGUAGUGUGGGGCCUUUGCUGGGCAUGUACCUUGCCAGGCAGUAUGGCUGGAGAACAGGCAUGCAAGUACCAGGCAUAAUGGCCAUGCUGUUCGCAGUUGUUUCCCAACUACUCCUUUGUGACAAACCAACAGAUGUGGGACUACCUGAGCAAAUCAAAGAUGAUAGAGAAAAGAAAAGAGGCAAUAAUAGGACAUCUGGAAAAGUGACGCUUUUGGACGUAGUAACGCCUUUUUUUCUCAAGCUCUGUGUAGGAUACCUGUUAACAUCAUGUAUUCGCUCGGCCUCACUGGAUUGGGGUCAGCUAUACUUAAUACAAGACCGGGGUCAUAGUCAUAUAGUAGGUAGUAGUUUUACCAGUAGUCAGGAAAUAGGGGGUGUGGUGGGAUCUCUAAUUGCUGGUUAUGCGUCAGAUAAGAUUGUCAAGUUUCAGUCUCUUCAGCAAACAGGAAGUGGAAGGAUUAUUGUGGUUUUGAUCAACUCAGUCAUUAUCACUAUUUCUCUUGUUAUUUUGGUUACUGUGGUAACUGAAACAACUAGUCAGCUGGUGAUCAGCGGGGUGGGUUUCUGCCUGGGCUUCAGUCUCUAUGGCUCCAUAGCCCUAUAUGGGGUGAUGGCCGUGGAGUCUGCACCUCUACACGUCUCUGGAUCAGCUUACUCCAUUGUAGCAGCAUCAGCUAAUGUUGGUAUGAUAUUAGCGGGCCUGCCACUAAGUUGGGUGGCUAGCCUAUAUCAGUGGGAGGGAGCAUUUGCACUACUACUCCUGGGGGCUGCUCUACAGGUGUUACUUUGUCUUACCUGUGUUUAUCAACCCAGUGGAGACACGGAUAAGAAGAUCCAGUGAGAGGCUGAAGAACAACUUUUCAAUUCACAUUCCAGUGUUUAUCUGACACUUUGUUUUGUUAUCUGUCUAGUGCUAAAUUCACAUCUUGAUAAUGUCAAGGUUUGUACAACAUGUCUGUUUCAGUACAAUGUUUGAUAGUGCAUUAAGUGGUGAUAUCAAAGUUUGUACAUUAAGUGGUGAUAUCAAAGUUUGUACAUUAAGUGGUGAUAUCAAAGUUUGUACAUGAAGGGGCGAUAUUGAAGUUUGUAUAUUAAGAGAUGAUAUCAAAGUUUAUACAUCAAGCGGGGAUUUCAAAGUUUGUACAUUAUGGGAUGAUAUCAGAGUUUGUACAUUAAGUUGUGAUAUCGAAGUUUGAUGUAUAAAUAAUAAUGAAUUCUCACCUCUGAUGCCAUCAAGGCAUAUUCUGAAUCUAUGAUGUGUUUAAAGCAUGGUAAUGAUGUUAUUGAAAUCAUGGGUAAUCUGCCUUUAAAACUAACGGUUAUUGACAAUUCAUACAUGGCAGUCUGAGUAUUUUAAUCAAAUGCUUGAUCUAUUUGCAUAUUCUGCUGAAGGGAUUAUGUUGUCAUGGUAUUUCUGUACAGAUGUUAUGCUUGCAAUGGAAGCCAUGAUAGAUGGGAUAGGAAUUUAAGGAUUGGUAUAUGUGUUGAGUUGAGGUUGAACUAGAUUCCUAUCAUAUCCUAUGUAAACUGAGGUCAUUUUGAUUAAUUUAUGAUUUCUGUUGUAGCAAGCUCUGAUGUGUUACUUCAUGUGACAUCUUCAUCACCAUAAAAACUACACUGUAUGAAGUAGUAUACAUGGUCACAUGGUCACGGUAUUAUAGGAGAGGUGUGAAGCCAUUCAUUAUGUGCACUGAUUUAAUGUGCCUUAUUAUGUACAGUUUCAGGUAACAGUGGAAUCUGAUGCAAGACCUUAUUGUAAUGUUUAGGUAGCUUUGGGGUGGGGAUGUUUGAGGGAAAAUAUGAGGGUGGAGUGGUGAGUGAUUUGAACAUGACCUAAAGUCAUUUAUCCAUUUUUACUUUUUGAUAUUUCUUAGUUAAAGCCGGUGUAUAUUUGAUGUAUAUUUUACGAUAUGGAUGUAUUAAA